Molecule: messenger RNA, 336 nt
Organism: Neodiprion virginianus
Lineage: Eukaryota; Metazoa; Arthropoda; Insecta; Hymenoptera; Diprionidae
Exons: 1
Coding region: 1-336 (111 amino acids)
Source: RefSeq, a predicted model, not a curated record
AUGGAUAUUGUUCCUUACCACCCGACGCAUCACACUGCUACAAGCAGUACAUGGCUUGACGUCUGCGCGGUUAAUGACCUCUACAAAGUCUCGGGUUAUUCACAAUUACCUGUCGCCUUUUUAUCAAGUCAUGACCUGAUUAGUGUCAGUUUUCUGUUUAUUUCUGAUAAGAUUGAACCACGUGAAAUCAUAUACAGAGACUUCAAGCUCCUUAACUCCCAAGCCUUUAAACUCCACAUUGAAGCCUGCGACUGGUCGCAGGUAUUUACUGCUACCUCGAUUGACGCCAAAGUUGACCUACUAAAUACUUUCGUACUGGAGACAAUAAAUAAAUGA